AUGGACAAACACGACGAGACUGCCAAGGAGGAAGAGGUCGAGUACAUUGACUUCAAAAAGCCUGAAGAACCAAUCUCUGGAGAAUUUGACAACGACCAAGCAGAUCUAUAUGCUGAAGCCCUUCGACGCUAUCCGAACGAUGAAUCAAUAGACCAGGCCGAUGAGAAAAGGUUGAAGCGUAAGCUGGACCUACGCAUUAUACCACUGCUAGGUGUAUGCUACUUCUUCUACUAUGUCGACAAGACCACCUUAUCCUACGCAGCAAUCUUUGGCAUUAAGAAAGAUCUGGACCUUACUGGCGAAGAGUACUCAUGGUUGUCAAGUAUCUUCUAUUUUGGCUGGCUGAUCUGGGCGAUCCCUUCGAAUCUCAUCAUGCAAAGAUGUCGACCAGGAUGGUAUCUGGCCUUCAACAUCUUCAUGUGGGGAGCACUUCUGAUGUGCCAGGCUGCUGCGAACAACUUCGCAGCUUUGGCUGCACUUCGUGUUUUGUCUGGAGCUUUCGAGGCUAUCGCCGACCCAGCAUUCAUGCUCAUCACCUCCAUGUACUAUACUCGUGAAGAGCAGCCCUCUCGUAUCGCGGCCUGGUACGUAUUCAAUGGCGUGGGAGUCGCUGGUGGCGGUCUGAUUGGAUUUGGUAUCGGUAACAUCCACGGGGCUUUGGCUUCCUGGCGAUACGAGUUCCUUGUCGUCGGCGCAUUCUGCUCAGCAUGGGCAAUCGUCCUCUGUUUGCUUCUUCCCAAUUCGCCUACAACAUUCAAAGGCUUUUCUCGUGAUGAAAAGCUGAUCAUGAUCGCGCGCCUGCGGCGCAAUCAGACAGGUGUCGAACAGAAGCGUAUUGAUUGGGACCAAAUCAAGGAGGCUUACCUCGAUUACAAGACUUGGCUAUUCACCUUGCUAGGUUUUGUCGCCAACAUUCCUAAUGGCGGAUUGUCAAACUACUCCUCACUGGUCAUCAAAGGUCUAGGAUUCGAUACCCUACACACAGCGCUGUUGGGUAUCCCGCAGGGAGCUCUCGUUGUGAUCUGGAUUGCCCUCGGAGCCUUGGCAAACAGAUAUUUGCCCAAGAAUAGUAGGACAAUUGUCUGCGCGGUAUUUAUGAUUCCAACGAUUGCCGGCGCUCUGGGCUUUUUAUUGGCACCCGACAACGCUUAUGUUGGGCGCUUGAUUUGCUUCUACAUGACGGGCUCCUACCAGGCGUCAUUUGUAUUAUCUCUGUCACUCGUGACCAGCAACACGGGUGGCCAGUCAAAGAAGAUGAUAGUCUCGGGCAUGAUCUGGUUUGGUGCGUGUGUUGGAAACAUCGUCAGUCCGUUCUUCUACAGACAAGAGCAGGCGCCAUCAUACUCUCUCGGUAUUGGCUCCCUGUUAACAGCAAACUGCAUUGAAGUCUUGUUGUUCGGCGUGCUGAGAUAUGCUUUCAUCUGGGAGAACAAGCGCAAGGAAAAGACCAGGCUUCGUAUGCGCGAGAGUGGCGAAGCUGCUGCGUUGAACGACACAGCGUUCAGCAAUUUGACGGACAAGCAGAACCCUAACUUCGAGUAUGUCUACUGA
Molecule: messenger RNA, 1551 nt
Organism: Aureobasidium namibiae CBS 147.97
Lineage: Eukaryota; Fungi; Ascomycota; Dothideomycetes; Dothideales; Saccotheciaceae
Product: MFS general substrate transporter
Exons: 4
Coding region: 1-1551 (516 amino acids)
Biological process (GO): transmembrane transport
Cellular component (GO): membrane
Molecular function (GO): transmembrane transporter activity
Source: RefSeq, a predicted model, not a curated record